Talpa occidentalis (Iberian mole) is the source of this 1499-nucleotide messenger RNA. RefSeq names its product LYR motif containing 7 (gene LYRM7). The transcript has 6 exons. The coding region runs from base 109 to 423 and encodes 104 amino acids. The record is from RefSeq and is a predicted model, not a curated record. Gene Ontology annotation, biological process: mitochondrial respiratory chain complex III assembly. NCBI's taxonomy places the organism in Eukaryota, Metazoa, Chordata, Mammalia, Eulipotyphla, Talpidae.
UUGGAACGUGACUACGCGGAGUCAGACAGUCCUUGCCAGGCAGUGAUUGGUUGCCGAGGGGCGCGGUCACUCGACGCUUAAGAGGUGGCGGCAUCCGAGAGGAGAGCCAUGGGUCAAGCCGCCAAGGUUUUGCAGCUCUUUAAAACACUGCACAGGACCAGAAAACAAGUUUUUAAAAAUGAUACCAGAGCAUUAGAAGCAGCCAGAAUAAAGAUAAAUGAAGAAUUCAAAAAUAAUAAAAGUGAAACUUCUCCUAAGAAAAUAGAAGAGCUCAUUAAAUUAGGUUCCGAUGUUGAAUUGUUACUCCGAACAUGUGUUAUUCAAGGUAUUCACACAGAUCAUAAUACACUGAAAUUGAUUCCAAGGAAAGACCUUCUUAUAGAAAAUGUGCCAUAUUGUGAUUCACCAAUUCAGAAACAAUGAAUUUCUAGGAUAAAAAUCCACUCUCAGCCUUCUGGACCCUACGCAGCCUUCUCUGAGUAGCCUAUCCUAUAUGAACCAGCUCAAAUGGUUCCUGUAAACCUGGCUCUUAGUUGUUCCAGACAAUGGGAAACCCUGGCAGGAAAGCAAAGGAAGGAGGAGAGUAAAGGCAGGUAUUCAGCUAAUUAUUUCCCUGGCUCUGCCCCUGAGAGGUUGCCUCAGGCUGGCAGUGUCCCUCUCCCAGUUCUUUCAAGGUGAUUUGUGUAUCAUUCUUUCCUUCUAGUUUCAGAAAAGGCUGCCUUUUCUCAAGUUUGGUUUGCAACAGCUCAUCUGCUACUGUUUACACCCAUGGUUUUGUAAAUAAAUCUACAAAUUAUUUAAGUCUGUCAUCCAUUUCCUAUUGGACUCUUAAUUCACUGCCUUGAGGGAACUUACCCUUGAAAGUGAGAGGCAAUAAACAAGGUUAAAAAGUAAAUUAAAAGGUGUUGGGUAAUGUAGAGAAAGAUAAGAAAGGAAAGGGAGAAAGGAAAACUACAUGGAUGAGGUUUUGCAAUAUUAAAUGCUGUGAUCAGAGAAGAUCUUAUGAAGAAAGUGAUAGUUGAACAAAGACAAGGAUGUGAGCGAUCUAACCAUGCAGACAUAUAAGGGAAGAAAUUUCAUGCCAAACAAAUUGUUCGUGCAGUACUCCUGAGACAGGAUCAUACCUACUACAUUUGAAGAAAACCAGAUGACAGGAGCAAAGUGAUUUAGAGGGAGAGUAGUAGGUAGAAGGAGGGGGCUGGUUGCCAGGCUAUGUGAACUCUUAUAAGGACUGUGGUUUUUGCCCUGAGUGAAAUGCAGAGCCAUUAGAUGUUUUUAAGUAGAGGAAUGAUAUGAUCUGAUUUUAAGUUUUAAUGACAUCAUGCUAUUUUGAGGGCCAUGGUGAAUGAAGAGAUACAAAUUUGAAGGGGCCUGCAUUAAUCCAGAUAAGUAAUGAUAGUGCCUUAUACCAAAGUGGCAACAGUGAAGGUGGUGAAAAGUAGCAAAUUGAUAGAACUCAUGGUUUUCCUGAUGGAUUUAAAAUAAGACAAAAAGAAAAG